AUGAAGCGGCAGCAGGCAACCAUCUCUCGCUUCUUCGCGCGCAAGCCGUCCCCAGCGCAACCAACCCCGCUUCCCACCUCCCCCUCCCACACCCCGUCCCCAUCACAGCCGCCAGUCGCCGUCCGCGUCACCACUCCGUCCUCCCUCCUCCGCCCGCCGCGCGCCUCCCCCGCCGCCGGCGGCGGCGGUUUCGGUAGUAGCCGUGGUGGUGGCGGUGUCAAUAGCGGAUUGGUGAAGGAGAUCGGAUCGGCGGAAGCGGAAACUGAGAAUGGGGGAGCCGCGGGGCCUCGUGGGGAGGAUCGGGGGUGGCGGAGAACAGGAAGCGGGGAAGAACCGGGGGGGAGUGGGGGCGGAAAGGAAGGUGUGGCGGAGGGGAAGGCGGAGGGGAAGGGGGAUGAGCUAGAAGCGGAGGGGGAAGGCGGAGGAGUUGUGUUCAAGCGUAAGCGGGCGGGGGGAAGGCGGGCAGCGCGGAGAUUAGUGGCGGAUGGAGGGGCGGAUGAGGGGGAUGGGGGAGAAGAAGAAGAAAUGGGGGCACCGAUGGGGGAGGACGAGUGGGGGGAAGGAGAGAGGCGGAGAAAGAGGGGAAGGGGGGAAAUUGAAGGGGAGGAUGAGAGAGUUGUUUCUCAUCCUUCCGCUCCACACCCCGCACCCACUACCACCACCAAAGAGGGUAGCGAUUUCAUCCCCGGUAUAAGCCUGCCCCUUCCAGGCACAAAGCUCACCCCGUUAGAAGAGCAGGUCGUGGCGCUGAAACGCCUCCACCCGGACGUUUUGCUAUUGGUCGAGGUCGGCUACAAGUUCCGGUUUUUCGGGGCCGAUGCUGACGUGGCGGCGCGGGUUCUCGGCAUCUACUGCCACGUGGACAGGGCUUUCCUGACGGCGUCGAUCCCCACGUUCCGCCUGCACGUGCACGUGAGGCGGCUCGUGGAGGCGGGCUUUAAGGUGGGCGUGGUGCGGCAGAGCGAGACGGCGGCCAUUAAAGCCCACGGGAGCAACAAGGCCGGCCCGUUCGGGCGGCAUCUGUCGGCUUUAUACACGCGGGCAACGUUGGAAGCGGGGGAGGAUCUGGGAGGGGAAGGAGGGGAGGGAGGGGAAGGGGGAGUGGGGAGAGUGUUGGGGGAGGGAGGGAAGGGGAAGAGGGAAGGAGGGAAGGGAGAUGCUGGUGGUAGCACUGCUGCUGCUGCUUCCUCUCCCGGCUUCUCCCCAUCAACCACGGAUCUGGACUCGUCUCAAGGCUGGGAAACAGGCUCGGCAGCAGGCAUGGGAGCAGGCUCGGGAGCAGGCUCGAGAGCAGGUUCGGAGGGCGAUGUGCGGAUAGGGCUGGUGGCGGUGGUGGAGACGUCAACAGGGGACGUGGCACAGGGGUGCUUCACUGAUGCCACUCACAAGCUCCUCUCAUACCUUGCGUGCCGAGACCCCGCACCAAGAGUCACCACGGCAGGGGGUGAUGGGAUCACUGCUGCUGCCGUGGUUGGGGGAGGCCCUGGGAAGGCUGGGGGCGGUGGCGGCAGGAGCAGCAGCAGAGGCAGCGGCAGCAGCAUGUGUGGGGUGCGUGCAGCUCUUGCAGAGUUCUUUGCGACGAUGCCAAACGGGGCUGCUUGUACUGAGGACGCAGGCAAGGGGCAUGAGGAUGGGAAUGGAGAGAGGAAGAAGGAGAGGGAGGAGCAGCAGGAGAGGGAGCGUCAACAGGAUGAGCAGCUGCAAGAGGUAGACCCAGCAGUGGAGGCGGUGCUCUCCAUGCCACCAGUGCUGCUCAGAGCGCUCCGCUGCUGCU
Closterium sp. NIES-65 is the source of this 1774-nucleotide messenger RNA. The record is from the annotation of a GenBank genome assembly. Lineage: Eukaryota; Viridiplantae; Streptophyta; Zygnematophyceae; Desmidiales; Closteriaceae.